Mycosarcoma maydis (corn smut) is the source of this 1521-nucleotide messenger RNA. RefSeq lists its product as uncharacterized. Gene Ontology annotation, cellular component: plasma membrane. The transcript has a single exon. The record is from RefSeq and is a predicted model, not a curated record. The coding region runs from base 1 to 1521 and encodes 506 amino acids. Gene Ontology annotation, molecular function: zinc ion transmembrane transporter activity. Gene Ontology annotation, biological process: zinc ion transmembrane transport. Lineage: Eukaryota; Fungi; Basidiomycota; Ustilaginomycetes; Ustilaginales.
AUGUUGGGGAUCAAUGUUAAGAGCAAGCCAGCGAAAGCAGCCGCUCUGCUGCUUCUCGCUGGAGCACCGCUUGUAGCCUCGCAAUCGAUCACCACCGCCGUCACCGUGAAUGGCACUCCGACUACCACGGUGAUUUCGCCAUCUCCCACGGGUCGAGGCUACUGCGAAUUCUUCAUCGACCACUGGGACUGUGAUCCGACGCGUUCUGAGGCGGCGUCUGGCCCAAGUGGUGCAUCUGCGUCUGCGCCGAGUAUCCAGCCUUCGCCGGUGGGUCAGAGCUGCACGUUGCAUGGCGAUCACUACCACUGCGAUGGUCCUACUACAGCAACCGCGGCGGCAGCGGCUGCACAGGCCAGCCCUACCGGACAGGGCGAGUGUGUUUUCCACAUCAACCACUGGGAUUGCGAAGGCGGAGACCACUCAGACCACGACCACUCAGGCCACGACCAUUCGGGACAUUCGCACGCCGGCCAUUCGCACGCCGGUCAUAGCCACGGACCCUCGGAACUGUACGGCUGCGGUCUGGCGCCGCUCGAAGAUUACAAUCUGCCACUUCACAUUGGCACAGUCUUUAUUCUGCUCGUCUCGUCGGCUAUUGGUGCGUUCCUUCCAAUCCUGGUCUACACGGCAGGUGGUGCAACCUCGCAGAACAAAAGAGGCCGAUGGGCAGACGAGGUGUUCUUCAUUUGCCGACACUUUGGUACUGGUGUGCUAAUCAGUACUGCUUUUGUGCACUUGCUGAGCCACGCGAUGAUGUACUACUCGAACGAGUGUAUUGGAGAGCUCAAGUACGAAGCUACUGCACCGGCUAUCGCGAUGGGUGCCGUGUGGCUGGUGUUCAUUGUCGACUUCUUCCUGCUUCGUGCGUUGAGGAAGAAGAGUUCGCAGCAGAUGCUACAGGCACACGAGAGCCACCACGAUGUGCACGGCGUCACGAAACGCGAAUCGAGCUCGACACUUGAUCGCACCCACUCGCCUGCCACGGAAGAGGAUGCAGCAACCGGAAUGUACGGCGGUCUCACCUACGCCCAAGCCAAAGUCGCCGAAUGGGACGUGUUCGCCGUCGAAGCAGGUAUCAUCUUCCACUCGAUCCUCAUUGGCGUCACACUCGGCGUCGCCACAGGUUCCGGCUUCGUAGCGCUGCUCAUCGCCAUUCUCUUCCACCAGCUCUUCGAAGGUCUCGCUCUCGGCUCGCGUCUCUCCCUGCUAAGGUGGAAGAGCACCGCGUACAAGAUGCUCAUGGCCUCCGCGUUCGUCCUUACCACCCCGAUCGGCGUAGCUAUCGGUAUCGGUGUCAGGAAGAGCUUCAACGGAAACAGCUCGGGUACGCUGAUCACUUUGGGAACGUUCCACGCUCUCAGCGCCGGUAUCCUGCUCUACACGGCGCUCGUCGAACUGCUCAGUGGUGACUUCAUUCACAACAGGCAGAUGCAGAAGAGCUCCUUGAUCAGAGCCAUCGCUGCUGUAGCCGCGUUGACCGUAGGUAUCAUGGCUAUGUCCGUGCUCGCUCUGUGGGCCUAA